Messenger RNA from Aspergillus pseudotamarii, 1562 nucleotides. RefSeq lists its product as uncharacterized. Lineage: Eukaryota; Fungi; Ascomycota; Eurotiomycetes; Eurotiales; Aspergillaceae. The record is from RefSeq and is a predicted model, not a curated record. The coding region runs from base 405 to 1313 and encodes 302 amino acids. The transcript has a single exon.
UUUUUUUUUUUUUGGUAAUGUUAUUGUAUUUUUUAUUUUCUUUUCUCGGGAGAAACCGUUCUUAUCUCGAAUUGGGAUUUCCUUUAUAUAUGGAUCUAUCUAUCUAUCUAUCUGGUCUUAUUUAUUAAAUGAUUGACCAUAGUAGCCAACUUGCUCUCCCUCAAAUGCAUGUCUGAGACUAGACUACGACGUAUCCCUCAGUUGGUCUAACUUUUAUAUUUAAUUGCUCUUCUUCUUUUCGCUGGAGUAAUUAGACAUGGUGACUCCUUACGUCUUUUUUAUUUCUCUACCCUAUACCUAUACUCAUUCAUAUACACACCACACUACACUUUACACCGAAUAAACAACAAAACCCACCCAAUUCAAUUCAACUCCAACCAAACCACAGAAAAGAAACCCACAACAUGCCUCCCAUCAAAAUUCUCCCCUCCAACGACAACAACACGACCACCACAUCAUCCCUAUCCAGCUUCACGACCUCAAUCUCUACAAAUUCACUCUCUUCCAAGCAGAACAACACCCAUAACCAACAACAACAACAACAACCAACACUCACCCGCCGUCCAACAUUAACCAAUCUGACGAGAUGGGUUUCGAGGAAGAUAUCUCGACAGAGACUGCCUAAUCAUACUGGUUCUAGUCGUGAUAGGGAUCUCAAUGAGGCGGAUCUAACUGAUGAGGAGGAGGGGAGAAGAAGGACGGAGGAUGAUUAUGCGGCUUGGUGUUGGGCUUUUAGUGAGGGGAGGACUACGGGUCCUUAUUCUCAUUCUCAGGGGAAUCCUACUAAUGCCUAUUCUCAUGGGUAUGAGGAUGAUGAUGGGUACGGGUCGUCUUAUCCUGAGCAUGGUCAUGGUCAUGACCAUGGCCAUGCACAAGACCAUGAACCAGGCUAUGAUGAGAAUCUAUUCUCAGACUUCGACGAACAAAGCCCGAGAAAGGAAACAUCCGAGCCCAGGGACCACAACCCGACGACAUGCGCAGAUCAUGGUGGGGAACAACAGGGCGGCAAGACCACGAACACGAGGGGGACGUACACGUUUCUCCAGAACCAAGAUGAUCGACUGGGGCGACACGAGAGCUCGGAAACUGUUCCGGCGGAUCAGCUGUUGCGAUUUACGCCGAUCGGUCACUAUGGGUAUAGUCCUUUGACGGCGGGGUCACCAGUGUCGCCGCCACCUCGCAUCCUGACGCCGGCCAGGUAUGCGGAGACGAAUCGGAUGGAGAGGGAGAAGAGUAAUGACCUGAAGCAGAAGCAGAAGGGCUUUUGGGGACCGGUUCGAGCGCUGUGGCUUUCUUUGCGCCGGUCGAGGUGAGAUUCUACUACUUACUCGAUGUAAUAUUCUGUCCAUUCCUUUUACUUUUUUUUUUCUUUUUUUUUUAAUUAUUUCGUUUCUCUCUCCCUAUAUCUUAUGUGUUACUACAAUAUGCGUGUCUCCUACAUUGCGAUUGAUACCCAUGGAGAGGAUGAAUGUCAGCGGGACUUUAAUCAAAUAAGUAAAAAAAUAUCAUACUGGUUCUUCCUUUUUGUCUCUCUCUCCCUCUCUCUCUCUCUUGACACGGUA